UCCCGCUCACUCUGGCCCGACCAUGGCGGCUGGCGGUUGUGACCCGCGGGCUGGCGACGUGGAAGAAGAUGCUUCUCAGCUCAUCUUCCCCAAAGAGUUUGAAACAGCUGAGACGCUUCUAAAUUCAGAAGUUCAUAUGCUUUUGGAGCAUCGGAAGCAGCAGAAUGAGAGUGCUGAGGAUGAACAAGAACUUUCCGAGGUCUUCAUGAAAACUUUAAACUACACAGCCCGUUUUAGUCGUUUCAAAAAUAGAGAGACCAUAGCCAGUGUUCGUAGUUUAUUGCUACAGAAAAAGCUUCAUAAGUUUGAGUUGGCCUGUUUAGCCAACCUUUGCCCAGAAACUGCUGAGGAGUCCAAGGCUCUGAUCCCAAGCCUCGAGGGACGGUUUGAAGAUGAGGAGCUACAGCAGAUUCUUGAUGAUAUCCAGACUAAACGCAGCUUCCAGUAUUAAACACCAGCUAUCACUGCUGCUGAGGGAAACCCAUCCUUAGUGUAACACCAUGGUUCUAAUAUCUGGCCCCGCUUGUACAGAAAUGCAAUUGCAGAAGACACCCAAGUUUCCCUUGGAGACAGCCAAGUCCAACUUGGCUUUGGUUUAAGUUACUGUUUGAAAACUGACUAUUGGACCAUAAUGAGCUUGUAAUUACAGCAAGGUUUUCAUUAUAGCAGACAUCUUUGACUUGUUGAAUUUGCCUCUCUGUGGAUAAUGUGGGUUUUCCACAUGACAACCUCACACCAGGAUUUUUGACUGCUUUUGUUACUUUGAAUUCUUAAUACUUUUUACAUAUCAGUAGAUUUAUAGUUUUUGAUGUUAUAGAACAUAUGGAACUUCUAUUGGCAACAAGUGGUUUUUACCUACAUGUGAAAAGAAUUAAACCAAACCAGUAUAAUUGUUUCAA
Messenger RNA from Suncus etruscus (white-toothed pygmy shrew), 899 nucleotides. RefSeq names its product RNA polymerase II subunit D (gene POLR2D). The transcript is spliced from 4 exons. NCBI's taxonomy places the organism in Eukaryota, Metazoa, Chordata, Mammalia, Eulipotyphla, Soricidae. The record is from RefSeq and is a predicted model, not a curated record. Bases 23 to 451 code for a protein of 142 amino acids. Gene Ontology annotation, cellular component: P-body; RNA polymerase II, core complex. Gene Ontology annotation, molecular function: translation initiation factor binding; nucleotide binding. Gene Ontology annotation, biological process: nuclear-transcribed mRNA catabolic process, deadenylation-dependent decay; positive regulation of translational initiation; mRNA export from nucleus in response to heat stress.